Paralichthys olivaceus (Japanese flounder) is the source of this 2268-nucleotide messenger RNA. It is a transcript of the gene ccdc3b, whose product is annotated as coiled-coil domain containing 3b. The record is from RefSeq and is a predicted model, not a curated record. NCBI's taxonomy places the organism in Eukaryota, Metazoa, Chordata, Actinopteri, Pleuronectiformes, Paralichthyidae.
CUGGAGCUGGAGGAUUUGUUGAGUUUUGUAUAGAGUUUUGUUUUUUUUAUAUUUCACACAGGUUUGAACGCAUUUGCUCCUCCUGGUCUCAUUUCCCUUUCUAAGGUGAGAGGUGAAGUUUUUGCAGGGGAUGCUGCUGUGAUUGGGCUGCUCCACCGAUGGUUUUUACGCAGAGAGCAGGGACCCCAGAUAAGUCACCAUCGGUCCUGGGCUUCAAUUGUGAAUAUCAGUAGGUUUGCUGGAAGGAUGUGCACGGUGUAAAAAAAAAAAACCCUGCAUAUUUUUUUCUCUUUUCCUGACUUCAUCCAUCAGCAACCAUAGUGCGCCUUCGUGCGCCUCAGUGACCCAGCAGACGUCCCACUCUGUGCCGGAUCAUGUGGAUUAUUGUGGUGCUGGUCUUGGUGGCGGCGGGUCCCGGUGGGAGCUGGGGGUGUCAGCUGCCCCACGACUGGAGACCGCAGACGGAAGCUUGCCGGGCCGAGCUGGCGGAGAUCAUCGUCUUUGCCAAGGUGCUGGCGCUGCACAAGGAGUCGUACAGUAUGUACAACUACCUGCCGUGGCAGCACGACACCGACCUGCUCUUCUCUGCAGAGAUCGAGUUGCUGUGCGACCAGGCGUGGGGCAGUAUGCUGGAGGUCCCUGCCGGCUCCAGGUUCAAUGUCACCGGCCUGGGAUACUUCCCCUGCUUCUCCUACAGUGUCACCAAAGACAACAACUACUACUUCUUCCUCAGGAUGGAUGAGAACUACAACAUUGUCCCUCAUGGAGUGAAUUUCCAGGACCCCAUCUUUCCCGACACUGCAGACAAUCAUCGCAUGUUUGCCAGCCUCUUCCAGUUUUCCAAUUGCACGCCCGGCACUCAGGUCCACACCUUCACCCCAGAGUGGGAGGCUCAGGAGGACAGCAGGUUGCUGUGCUCCACGGUGCAGAAAGCCCUUUUCGAGGAGGAAGAGAGGGUGAGGACUCUCUCCCAGAAGGUGCGGACCUUGGAGAAAGCCAACGGCCAUCUGCGCGAAAAGGUGAAGACCAUGAAGCGUCUGCUGCGCCAGGCCCAACGAGAAACCUCAAAGGAGCAGCAGACCCUCAACCUCAAACAGCUUUACGAGUCGAAGACACCCCAUCCGGAUCAGGACACUACCCAGGACCAGAAGAACCCUUCACCCAAAAAGGUCCUUUCCAAGAAGCUGAAAAACUAAACUGUUCUAUUGUUGUUAACCCACUUUCACUCCCUAUGAAGCAUCAGUGACAGAGCAGAGUGGUUGAAGGGGGGGGGGGGGUGACACAAGCAAGGAGUGGAUGAAAGUAACAAAUUUGACUUCAAUUACAAUUUCAUUCCUAUUUAAUAUGUUUAUUUAAAAAAGUAACACAUUUCAUGAAACCCCAGCUGAACAACCUGUUGUCUUUAUUUCCUGGUAAAACCUGGGCCAGUAAAACUAUUCUGUACAAAAAGUUGGGGCCAUUAGUCCAAUAUGAUCAGUCCCUCUGCAGUGAACUGUCACCUGUCUCCAUUAGAUUCAUUCAGUGGCAGCACAAUCACUCUCCAAACCUUUCCAAACAUUACAAACUGGCAGAUGAAUUGUUGGAUUAUGUGGAUAAUUUUUUAAGCAUUUGAAAUUAAGGAUCUCUUCUUGAUAAUUCGUUUUUUCUCUGUGCUGGACACAUAAUGCAUUGUUUAAAUGUUGCAAUUGAAUUUCUUAUUUCAGAAAUAUCACUAAAAUGCUCCACAUCAAUGUAGAGGAAUCUGUCUAAUCUUCCGGUCUGAAGAGCACAGGAUGGAGUUUAUCCCUUCUCCUCUGAAGAAACACACAUGCUUUGACUGUGUAUAUGAGUGUACAGACAGAAGAGCAACUGUGGCAAAGAUAAAAUGCUGCAAGACCCACUAUUCUAUCAUCAGUCUUUUCUACCUUUGCCUGGUUUUCAUUUUAUUUUCCAUCUAUUUAUACCCUCAGAAACUAGUUAUUCUUUACAUUCAGUGAACUGCUUCCCAAGAGUGAAUUUUUUCAAUUUCUUCUACAUGUAACACAAAUUGUACUGAAUGAAAACACGGUGCUGAGCACCCAUUGAGUCCAGCCAAUGAGCCUGGCGUGGUACAGGCUUUUUCUGUGUCAGAAAUGAGAGUUUGCUUCAUUAUACUUUCUAUAUUUGCUUUUGUUAUAUAUAUAUAUAUUUUUGUGCUUUCUCUAAACUAUAAACAUGUGGUUUGCUUUGCCAAUAGCAUAAUCAUUUGUGUUACCAGUCAUUGUAGUUUCUUUUUAAUAAAUAAAUGAA